Messenger RNA from Cyphellophora attinorum, 747 nucleotides. RefSeq lists its product as uncharacterized. Bases 1 to 747 code for a protein of 248 amino acids. The record is from RefSeq and is a predicted model, not a curated record. Lineage: Eukaryota; Fungi; Ascomycota; Eurotiomycetes; Chaetothyriales; Cyphellophoraceae. Gene Ontology annotation, biological process: attachment of spindle microtubules to kinetochore. Gene Ontology annotation, cellular component: spindle microtubule; DASH complex. The transcript has 2 exons.
AUGUCGCUGCUCGCAAGCCAUUUGGAGCAAAUUGGUUCAUCCGCUACGUCUAUCGCCGACCUUGAAUUCCCUCCACCGAAGAUCUUCACAAACGCAUUGCUCGGCAGUCAUGAGAUCACGACACUGAUACGAGAUACUGAGACCCACGAACGAGCACUGUUCUCACUCGACCCUAACGCGACGAAUGGUUCGCGGAGAUCUGGCGUACACAACGACAAUGGCUUGCACACGGAGAGGACUUCUGGGCCACGGAAGAGCAUCUAUGCUCAAGGUCCGCCUGCGCAACCUCGCUCCGUAGUCGCUCGAGUCCUGGGCCAAGAUCUUCUCUAUGACAUCCGCCAGAGCAGUGGCAGUGCGGCAAGAGGCAAAGGCGCUGUCAAUGUGGAAGUUCUCCUGCUAGGGGCCGAAAAGCUUUGCGAAGUCUACCAUGUGGAAGGCGCGGUCGAGAGGAUUGCUCUGAUUCGGCAGAGGAACAGCAACCUGUCCUCGUCCAUCGCCGAAUACCAGCAGCUCGUGCAACAGCAGCAAUCGAAUUUGAAUAGAUUGAAUACUGGCUCAAGUUUCGGCAUUCCUGAUGAGGACGACCACGCGCAGGAGUCAAAUUCAGCGUACACCAAGCGAGCUUUUGCUGCUGAAGUUGACAUAGAAGCCGAAGAAGCGGAGAUUCGAGAGCUCGAGGCUCGUAAGAAGGCGCUUGAGGAGCGCGUAGCUGGAAUGGGCAGUGAUCUAGCUGGUCUGUUGCGCUGA